UGAAUCGCCAGUUCGCCAUCACAAUCACAACACAAACACAAAUUUAUUGGUUAUGUUUAUUGCUGUAAUUUGUUUGAAACGCUCAUAUUAACUCAGUACUUAUGGCAUUUAAUUUCCCCGCGUUUUCAUACAUAAUAGCUCUAAUUGUAGAUGCAUUUUUGAUUUUCUUCGCAAUAUUUCAUGUAAUUGCGUUUGAUGAACUGAAAACAGACUACAAGAAUCCCAUAGAUCAGUGCAACAGCCUGAAUCCUCUGGUGAUCCCAGAGUAUUUGCUGCAUCUCCUGUUCAACGUGCUGUUCCUGUUCUCGGGACAAUGGUUCUCACUAUGUCUCAACAUACCACUUAUCGCCUACCACAUCAACAGGUAUCGCACCCGGCCAGUGAUGUCAGGUCCGGGGCUCUACGAUCCAACAAGUAUCAUGAACGCUGAUACUUUAACCAAAUGUCAACGGGAAGGUUGGGUCAAGCUAGCCUUCUAUCUACUCUCAUUCUUCUACUAUUUAUAUGGAAUGAUUCACUCUUUGAUCACCGUAUCCUAGAUCAGUUGCCAGCAAGCUUCGUACACAAAAGUGUUCACAGUCGCAGCUCUGCGUCAACAGUGGCCGUCGAUGUGUUAUGGAUUGUUGUUUGUGUUAUCGAAAGGCAAUUUUAGUCAUUAGGUUAAGAGGCAACAGUACUGUUUAGUAUAAGUUGUUAACGGUUUAAAGUAUAAUAAACCUUUUGUAAUUUUUUGCUUUGUAAUAAACUUAUUACUUUUA
This is a messenger RNA of Macrosteles quadrilineatus (aster leafhopper), 758 nucleotides long. It is a transcript of the gene cni, whose product is annotated as protein cornichon. The record is from RefSeq and is a predicted model, not a curated record. The transcript has 5 exons. Gene Ontology annotation, cellular component: COPII-coated ER to Golgi transport vesicle; endoplasmic reticulum membrane. Bases 102 to 539 code for a protein of 145 amino acids. Gene Ontology annotation, biological process: endoplasmic reticulum to Golgi vesicle-mediated transport. Lineage: Eukaryota; Metazoa; Arthropoda; Insecta; Hemiptera; Cicadellidae.